AACAAACAGCGGUAACAGACGUACGGCGGGCUCAACAUUCGAGAACACCAGCGAUAGUGUAGUACAACAACAUUAGAAUAACAUUAUGGCCGCCAUUAUUAAGGUAAUUUUUAAAGCGUCUUUCAAAUGCCUUUUUUUUGAUUUUUAGUUUACACCUAACGUGUUUCCAAAAAGGAAGACGUUCUCUAUAUAACUUUGUGGGUGUGACGUGGAUCGAUACCAAAUCGAUAAAAUUGAUGGGUGCGAUGGGGUGACUUAAGUGACGUCGGAUUGUUGAAGUGGAGUACCUAUAUUAUGUUACUGAUAUUUAAUUAUAUAUUGAUAACUAAAAAGAUUAGAACCGAAAAACUUUGUAGAAAAAAAAUACCGAUUUCGAAAACAAACUGAAAAGAGCUAAUGCUGGGGACUAUUCACGGAAUAUCUUUACCUACCAAACACAAAUUAUACAAAAAAAACUUUCCAUAUUAAAAUGCCUACAAAUAGCUCAAAAAGGGCUCAAAUGGUUUUACAAUUUUACUGCGUCCAGAAACAGCAAACAUAUACGUUUUCUAUCAUAAUUGCAUGUGUCUACCAACAUUUUUAACUGUAUUAUAACAAUUGGGGUGUGGGGAAGUUUUCCCCGCGGUUUUAUAUGCCACAAAAUGUUUAAGACUCCCCAUUGUAGUUGCCAGCAUCUCAGUCUAUGUAACAAAUGUGAAAUAUUAUAAGUUAUGAUAUUUCGUAUGUAUAAUUCCGUACGCAUUCCCGCGUAGAUUUGCAGCGCGGUCGCCGUUGUCGUGGUUGCGUGCGCGUGCCUGACCGCCGGGUAUCCGUUCGCCACGUCUUCGUCGGCACCGUUGUCGUAUCCCGAAGACGAUCACCAGCAACAGCAGCAGAAUAAGGCGUAUGAGUUUCAGCAGCUGGACCAGCACGACGAAUCGAACUCCGACACCGACGCCGUCUCCGCGCCUCGGACUUAUCACUUCCAGUACGCCGUAAACGACCCGGCGACCGGGGACGUGAAGAGCCAGAACGAAGUAGGUGACGGGCACGGAGGUGUCCGCGGCCAUUACAGCCUCGUCGAGCCGGACGGUUCUACCAGGGUUGUGGAGUACGCGGCGGACGACGUUAACGGGUUCACGGCCGAAGUCAAAAGGAUCGAACCGCAACACAAAGCCGAAGAAACGGCCGGUUACGAAAUCGAAAAGUCCGUGGAACUGCAGCCCGAAGACGGGGCGGCUCAUCAGUCCGACGGCAACGAAGCGCAGUCCGCAUAUCAGGACGAGGGAGCAGAGGCCUACGACGGUGACCAUUCCGAGCUGUAUUCGCCCCGUUGAUCUUGAACACCGCGGUCGUCCAUGUCCCCGAGCGCCCGAUCGGGAGUUUUUCCAAAAACACUACCCCUUACAUAUUAUUAUUAUUAUUAUUUUCGAAUCCAGUACUGUACCUACGUAUACUGAAAUGUUGUUCGUUACACAAUACUUGAUUACUACCUAUUAAUUUGUAUUUUAAUAUAGAUCAUGUUAUUAUAGCGUAAGUUUAAUGCACCGAAUACGCCGUUAGGUGUGUUGUGUUAAUAUAAAUGAUAACGAUAAUAUAUUACGGACGAU
This is a messenger RNA of Cinara cedri, 1589 nucleotides long. The record is from the annotation of a GenBank genome assembly. NCBI's taxonomy places the organism in Eukaryota, Metazoa, Arthropoda, Insecta, Hemiptera, Aphididae.